AUCAGGUCCGAAUCCACCCACAAAUGGUAGAAUCCAAGCCCUUUUGAUACGGCAGGUCCAUCCCCCGGACUCUCACUUCCAAUUCGAGAAUGCCGACGAACUAAGAACAAAAAGCUGCAAAAACCGCCGCGCAAAAGCGCGUGGGAUCAGCUGCCGACGGCGUUCCCAUUAGUGGCGCUCAGCUCAUCAGUCAUCACCGAAGCUUCUCCGUCUCCAUUGACGGCGAAAACGAAACCCUAAGAGAGAGAAGCUAGAUUGGUCGUUAAUGGCGGGGGGCUCGGCGUCUUUGGGGGGAGUGAGCCCUGGCCUCGUGAGGGCCGUCCUGUUGUUGAUGGGGCUCGGCCUCGCUGGGUAUAUUGUCGGCCCCCCUCUCUACUGGCACCUCGCCGAAGCCCUCGGUCGCUCCUCCGCCUGUUCCCCUUGCGUCUGCGACUGCUCCUCCCAGCCCCUCCUCUCCAUCCCCGAGGAAUUAAGCAAUAUCUCAUUUACAGAUUGUGCAAAACGUGACCCAGAGGUUAGUGAAGAAAUGGAUAAGAAUUUUACAGACCUCCUUGCAGAGGAAUUGAAGUUAAGAGAAGAAGAGGCAACAGAAGCACAUCAUCAUGCUGAUGCGACAUUGCUCGAGGCCAAAAAAUUGGCUUCACAAUAUCAAAAGGAAGCUGACAAGUGCAGUUCAGGAAUGGAUACCUGUGAGGAAGCAAGAGAAAGAGCAGAGGCUGCACUCUUGGAACAAAAGAGAUUGACUGCAUUGUGGGAAGUGAGGGCUCGGCAAUGGGGAUGGAAAUUAGGGAAUGCCAAAUCUCGAUGAGAAAUUUGUUGUUCAGUUCAGACUUUGUUUUGUGAAUUAGGAUGCAUGAUAUUUAAUCAAAGACAUCAGCUGGAGUUCUCACUGAGGUUGCUUCUCAAAGAGGGCAGCACUAAUGAGAAAUUGGUCAUUCAGUAUAACUGAUUGGAAAAGAAUCCGCAACAUCCUUUAUCUCAAUGUUGUUGGUAUAAGAAGUAGAAUGGUGCCUUGAUCUUUGAUGGAAAAUUGUUUGUGCAUAAUGAGGCCUCCUAGUGUGUAAUUCAUGUUUCAACCUCUCUCAUUCCAUUGUAUUGGUUAACAAGACAGACUUUCCAGUUAUCUGCCUUGUGCUCCUAUACCGUACUGCAACAGUACUUGAUCUGCUUAAGCUAAUGAAUUGCAUCUUCAUGUCUAUGCAUUGGUUUAA
Messenger RNA from Elaeis guineensis (African oil palm), 1211 nucleotides. RefSeq lists its product as uncharacterized. Lineage: Eukaryota; Viridiplantae; Streptophyta; Magnoliopsida; Arecales; Arecaceae. The record is from RefSeq and is a predicted model, not a curated record.